Messenger RNA from Girardinichthys multiradiatus, 2819 nucleotides. RefSeq names its product zeta-sarcoglycan. Gene Ontology annotation, cellular component: sarcolemma; sarcoglycan complex. Lineage: Eukaryota; Metazoa; Chordata; Actinopteri; Cyprinodontiformes; Goodeidae. Gene Ontology annotation, biological process: heart contraction; cardiac muscle tissue development. The transcript is spliced from 8 exons. The record is from RefSeq and is a predicted model, not a curated record. The coding region runs from base 1283 to 2248 and encodes 321 amino acids.
GUUUACACCCAGACAGAGAUAAAAGAAUGAAACAUUGAGAAGUUUAUAUUCAUAAAUAUAACCAAUCUACUUGCCUGCUUUUCUGUUUCAAAAAUAUUAGUACUUGGUCACAGUGAAAAAUACAUUUUACAGCCUAAACUGCGUGUUUUGGAAAACAGUAAUUUACAGGUUUUUUUUAUUUUUUUAUUAGUUUUUUUUGUACCAACGCAGGCUUUAAAGUAAGAUCUGACUUUCUGCAUCAACCCUCUUCCAACAGACUGGAUUUAAAUCUCUCUUUACUUUAGUGGCAAAGCAGCAUUGUCGAUUCAUCUACUUGAUUAGAGCGCACUCCCUCCGAGUCUUUCUAUUCUCUCUCUCGCUUUUAGACACACACACUCACACACGCACUCUCUCUCUCUCUCACACACACACACUGGUAAGUCAGUCAUUGAAAUAAUAUACAACAACCUUCCUUGCCACGCUGCUUCCGUUUCCCACCAGCUCUCAUCGCUUCAGCAUUUCUCUCAUCAGGUUUAUCCCCCCUCUCUCUCUUUCUCUCUCGCUCUCUCUCUCCAUCUCUCUUUCCCUCUCUUCCUCUUCUCUUUCGGGGGAGAGCUCAUAUCUCUGGCGGUUUGCCGCAUGGAAGUCGCCCAGGCUAGACUGAAUCAUCUCUCUCUGACUCGGACAGUCCUUUCUCCAUUUGCCAUUCCGCGGCAUCAACAGCAGACUCAACGUCACAUGAGCCGGGAUACGCGCCGGGAUGUAACGGCAUCUAUCCGCUGAAAGACUGUAAAAGGGAGAACCAGAAUCCCGGUAUCAUUCCAGCAGAGAAAGCAGGGGAGGGGGGUAAUGUUUCUCAUUCAGAUAUAACAACCACUGAAAGCAGGGAUCGCCAAGUGCGCAAAAGCCGUUGCUUGAGAACAUUUUUACGCACAGGGCUGCGCUUUCUUCCAAUUCAUUUUUUUGUCCCCACUGUUCACUGCACGGACAGACCUGGAGGUUGGAAUGUGUAUGUGUGUGGUGGUGGGGACUUCCAUGAUGUGAAGUCCCGAUUUUUGCCAAGCAACCCACCUGGAGUCUUGAAACAGAGAAAAUCCGUCGCCCUACUGGAAUAUCAACAACCUAGUCCUGACAGUGACCCGGGGGGGGUGGGGGGGGAUGUUGCUGCUGCAGCAGCAGAGUUUGGGACUCUAGCGAGCUUCCACAACUUUUUUUCCCCCUGGUUCCAUUUCUAAUCUGUUUUCCUCUGAUCAUCUUCGCCUUUGGGACUUUCUGUUUGAUUUGCAGCUCUACAGAGUCAGUCAUGGACCGCUCCACGUCUUUGGAUAUUGAAGCGCUCAAGAUGACCCAGGAGCAGUACAUCCUCGCAGCCCAGCCAAACCCCCUCCACCAGCGAGGAGCGUCAGAGUGCAGUGCCCAAGUUUACCCAGCAGUCGGCAUCUACGGGUGGAGGAAGAGAUGCUUGUACUUCUUCAUCCUCCUUCUACUUGUCACAAUGAUUGUCAACCUGGCACUCACCAUCUGGAUUCUCAAAGUCAUGAACUUCACUCCGAAUGGUAUGGGAAACCUACGAGUGACCAAAGAAGGAAUCCGACUGGAGGGGGUGUCCGAAUUCUUGUUGCCCUUAUAUGUCAAAGAGAUCCAGUCACGAAGGGACAGUCCACUGAUUCUCCAGUCAGACAGAAAUGUGACCGUCAAUGCAAGAAAUGAUCAGGGACAACUGACUGGUCAGCUCACCGUGGGUUCAGAAAUGGUCGAGGCCCAGUGUCAGAGGUUUGAAGUGAAGAGUGCUGAUGGUGAGAGAGUUCUGUUUUCUGCAGAUGAGGAAGAGGUCAGCAUCGGUACUGAGAAACUAAAAGUCACAGGGGAUGAAGGAGUGGUGUUUAGCCAUUCUGUAGAGACUUCACAUGUAAGGGCAGAGCCAUUUCAGGAUCUAAAACUAGAAUCUCCAACUCGGACCCUGACGCUAGAGGCUCCCAGAGGGGUAGAGGUCAAUGCUGGAGUAGGAGACUUCACGGCUUCCUGUAGGAAAGACCUCCUUUUGCAGUCCUCAGAUGGAGAGAUCUUUUUAGAUGCCAACACGAUCAAGCUGGGCAACAUUCCACUUGGUAGUGCUGUAGACCCACUGGAAGGGGCACCUCCAGGCACCACCUACACCAAACAGACUGUGUACGAGCUCUGUGCUUGUGCUAAUGGCAAGCUCUACUUGUCCCCGGCUGAGGAAGGCUCUACCUGCCAAACCACUAGUAACUUUUGUCUCUGGAGUUGAAAAUAAAAAGGCUCACAAACACACAGGACAUAUGGACUAAUAAGCUUGGAGCUGAUGCUAACCAACAGGCAACAGCAUACAAAAAUGUGUUGGAUUGAAGCUGACAACAGCUAAAGGUCAGAAUCAACGAGGACUGAAGCAUGACGAGAACUUCAUGCAUGUUCAGCAAUCAAACAACAUGGAUUAGAGUUUGGCAGGAAGACAGUGGUUGCUAAGAAAUCGAAUCAACAAGGACUGGGGCUCAGUACGAAGUCAAAGCCAGCUAAAGGACUGAAUCAACAUGGAAAAUAGCCUGUGUGAGGCCAGUGCCAGCAGCACACAAAUCAAAUUAAUAAGAAUUGGUCUGUGGCCAAUGCUAGUAACAAGGAUGGAUAACUUGGCAAGACACAAAAGAUGGUUUCUAUGCUAAGACCACUCAUGGACAUAAAUGGGCAGUCUAAGGCUUAGGCCUUUGUUGGCUGUCUCUUCCUUUUGCAUUUACAGCCUAGAGAGACCCUAAACGUUCUGUGGAUUAUUCAUGGAAUUUGCAUUGUGUGUUCACUGUUUGACCAAAAUAUAAAGAAAAAACAAG